Pestalotiopsis fici W106-1 is the source of this 231-nucleotide messenger RNA. RefSeq lists its product as uncharacterized. The transcript has a single exon. The record is from RefSeq and is a predicted model, not a curated record. The coding region runs from base 1 to 231 and encodes 76 amino acids. NCBI's taxonomy places the organism in Eukaryota, Fungi, Ascomycota, Sordariomycetes, Amphisphaeriales, Sporocadaceae.
AUGAGUUCAGAUCAGACUACUCCAGCCAUGAAGGCGCCCGAGGGUGAAAGCUACAACUUGGUUGACCCCUUUUCACUCAGACAUCUUCGAUUCGUAGUUGGUGGAGUUUCCCUUGGCGUUGCAUUUAUUUUCGUCUUUAUGCGAACUUAUGUGCGCAUACUGAUGAAGCAGUUACAUGUUGAAGAUUGUAUGUACUAUAUGGACAAAAGGCUGUCUUUGAUUGAAAAAUAA